Messenger RNA from Strongyloides ratti, 537 nucleotides. RefSeq lists its product as hypothetical. The record is from RefSeq and is a predicted model, not a curated record. The transcript is spliced from 2 exons. Bases 1 to 537 code for a protein of 178 amino acids. NCBI's taxonomy places the organism in Eukaryota, Metazoa, Nematoda, Chromadorea, Rhabditida, Strongyloididae.
AUGGAGUACGAAUUAGCACUUGGUUUCAAGAAACCAGGCUCCCCUUCCGUACAGCAGCUUUAUUCAUUUAUAGCUAGGUGGAAAAACAAUAGUACCAAUUGUAGAAAUGGAAAAGUUAAGAAAAGCAUACAAUCAAUAAAAACAUUCAUCAAGAAAGCCCGCACAGAAGGCAUGAAUCUAACAGCAGUUAUACAACUAGCAAGCGAAGCAGUGAAUUCAAUGACACACUCAAACAGUGGUACAGCAAAACAACUCUUUUUAAAUGAAACAUCCAAUGAAAUCGACAUUGUACUCAAAUACUGCCCUUACGAAGCACCCUUUCAUAAACCUUAUUGUUUCAAGUACGACAAAUCCACUUUAUGGCAAGAGGCGGAAGUUGUACCAAAAUUAUCCAAAUCUUUAUACAAAAUUCAUUUUCAUGAGAAAUUCCAUAUUAGAACAAUCAAUGAAAUCAAAUGCAAGAAAACCAAAAAACAGGAGAUAAGCGGAGACGAAGAAUCAGAAGAGGAAUCAGUCAAUUUCAUGAGUACAGCCUAA